AUGGACCAGGACUGGCGAGCUUUGGCCACACGGCGAGCCGAAUACGUGUCCAAAAAUUCAUUUGGGCUUCUCAUGGGCUACUUGUUAAGUGUGAGAACCAAGAAAAACAAGAAGAAACCAAAACCAGAGGUGAAGCCAAAACAAGAUGUUUCCUCCACUGGUGGCAAGGAACCUGAUGAAGGUGCUUGGGAAACCAAGGUCAGUAAUCGAGAAAAACGUCAGCAGCGCAAAAAAGAGAAGGGUCCUGGUGACAGCUCUGGGAGCCCUGUGGGUGGAGAUCGUGCCAGCCAGAAGGUAGAGCAACCUGCGGUUACAGUCCCAGCUGGCACCAAAAAGAACAAAGAGUCAUCACGUGCCAAGGCCUCGAAGGGUGAUGCCAUUAUAGUGACAUCUAACUGUAAUGAUGUGAACUCUGUAAAUGGUGGAGGAUGGACAGAGGGUCCUGUAAAGUCAACCCAAACAAAUGCUUUAAACAAUAAGAAGUUGUCUGUUGGGAAAAAGACCCCUGGGAACAAGAACUGUGAGAACUCCACCUGGAAACAAGAACCAGAGGGGCCGUGGACUGGUUUGAAUGGUAGAAUUAAGGCAGAAACUAAACCAGUAAACGUGCUCAGACUGAACCCAUCAGGUGGAGAGACUGGGACUAAAUCUAACCGUGAUAGCGGCCAAUGGGACAAUGAACGCACCAGUGAAUGGUCCAGCUUAAAUGGUCUUCCCUCUGGGGACCUGAGCUCCUCAGACUGGAAUGCUCCAACUGAGUUAUGGGAGAAUUUUGAAGAUCCCAAAGUAGAUGCCCCUGUUUUGAAAGAGAUGCCGGUUUCCAAGCCACUUGUGGAAUCAAAUGAUGACAAUGACAAGGCAGACCCUGCAGGAGGUGGAAAAUCCAAAAGGCGAAAGAAAAAGAAGAGACCAGAGGAAGUCAGUUCAGCCGCUGAGGUGACUCAAGUAGGUUCUGCUCCUGCAGAGAAGAUUGUGACUGUCAAGCCUCGUCCUCCUCAUGUUCCAAAGGAUGAGGGAUCCAAGCAAAACAUCCCUCCACAGUCUUCACAAAAGAAAUCUGAUCAGAAUUGGGAACCACCGAAGCAAGUUCAGAAGAAAAAGGCCAGGAGAGAAACAUGAACCAUGAGUAACAUCCAGGAAAGCUUAUGCAAAUGUGAUUAUGCAAUAAUUUCACAGUACAGAAUUUUAUACUGAAUAAAUUUACUGUGCUUUAAAAAAAAUCAAAAAUAGAAACAAAACUGGGUUGGAAGAACUCGGCACAAAAAAAAAGACAAAUAUAGAGUAAAAGUGAGCAUUCUGUUGGCUGGAACACUAUGUAUGUGCACUAUUACGCUACACUGAGGUUUGUUGAGGAAUACUUAUCAUCCUUGAUAUCAGACAUGCUUUCAGUGGAGCAAAACAUUAAUGAUAAUUUUUUUCCCCAACUGCUACUAAACUGAUUUUGAAGUUGGAGUGUUGAAUUUAAUUUGGGAAAUUUUAAGGAUCUACUUUUGUUCUAUCUAUUACUGUUCCUGUGACACUUUAGUACUUUUGAAUUACACUUUGCAGUCCAGUAGUUGCAGAAGUGCCACAGUUCCUGUUAGAAGCCACAGAGAGGCGCUGCGAGCCGGCGUCUCCUCCAGCAGUACUUCUGUGACAUUAGCUUGAGCAGUAAGAGGUCAAUUCCUGUAAUCCUGUAGAUCGCUGUGGUGGAAAACCAGAGAACGGUUAUAUUACAGAGAAUUUUUUUUAAUGCUAAGCCUAUUUUCUUAGAGCUUUUCUUCCGUCCUUAUUAUAUAUAUAUAUAU
Messenger RNA from Sinocyclocheilus grahami, 1787 nucleotides. Its product is annotated as protein LYRIC-like. Gene Ontology annotation, cellular component: nucleus. Bases 1 to 1119 code for a protein of 372 amino acids. NCBI's taxonomy places the organism in Eukaryota, Metazoa, Chordata, Actinopteri, Cypriniformes, Cyprinidae. The transcript is spliced from 12 exons. Gene Ontology annotation, molecular function: transcription coregulator activity. Gene Ontology annotation, biological process: regulation of transcription by RNA polymerase II; negative regulation of apoptotic process; positive regulation of angiogenesis. The record is from RefSeq and is a predicted model, not a curated record.